This is a messenger RNA of Pseudogymnoascus verrucosus, 1369 nucleotides long. RefSeq lists its product as uncharacterized. NCBI's taxonomy places the organism in Eukaryota, Fungi, Ascomycota, Leotiomycetes, Thelebolales, Thelebolaceae. The transcript is spliced from 2 exons. The coding region runs from base 218 to 1315 and encodes 365 amino acids. Gene Ontology annotation, cellular component: cytosol. The record is from RefSeq and is a predicted model, not a curated record. Gene Ontology annotation, molecular function: aldose reductase (NADPH) activity.
GUCCCGAGUCUAGCGAUGGCCGUCUCAACGAUGUGUAUAUUAUUACAUCCCAUCCAUUGAGUCUCUUACUUGGGCUUAAUAAUAAUACGAAUAGCACCCCUAUAAGGAUUUCGAAGUUCACGGAGUUUUUUGCUGGCAACGAAACUCUAACAGCCCGACUAGUGAUACAGUACAACGCAGUCCUACCGGCUAUCGUAUCCUUUCGACUUGCAGCAUUAUGGCUUCUAUAUUCGUUCUACCUGUGCGGACAUCGAAUGCUUUGAACACUUUUUUGAAGAGGACCCAGGUGCAAACAGUGCUAUCUUUUCAUUCACGAAAUGCCCGCCGUGCUGCUUCAACGAGGUCGACCCGGCAUACGCUUAACACAGGAGCUAAAAUCCCAGCCAUUGGGUUUGGUACAUUCCAAGAUGCCGAUGCACAAGUCGAUGCUGUCAGCCGGGCGUUGAAAGCAGGCUGCCGCCUAAUCGACACAGCGCGCGUCUACGACGUUGAGAAGCAGGUGGGACAUGGAAUCAAAGAAAGCGGUGUUGCUCGCGAGGAGGUUUGCGUCGGCACCAAAUUGUGGUGCAACAACUUCCAUCCCGACGAUGUUGAGAGCGCUCUUGACGAUUCCCUGCGGGAUCUCGACACACCGUAUGUCGACUUGUUGAUGAUGCACUAUCCUUGCACAUUUGCCCGUGGAGAAGAUCGUUUCCCCCGCGACGCGGAUGGAAAGAUGAUUCUGGGAAAGACAAGUUUUGUAGAGACAUGGAAGGCGAUGGAGAAGCUUGUGAAGACGGGGAAGACCAAGGCCAUCGGGGUGUCCAAUUUUAGCAAGGGAGAAAUCCAACAAUUACUCGAUCAAUCUGAUACAGUACCAGCCGUCCAUCAGAUGGAAGUUCACCCAUAUCUCCAGCAAAAGGACUUCAACGCAUGGCUUCGAAGCAAGGGAAUCCACGUCGUCCAAUUUAGCCCGCUGGGCAACAUGAACGAUUUCUACCGAAACACCGGUUGGAGCAAGGAGGUCUCGCACAUGACCCGAGUGACUGACCAACCUGUUCUACAAGAGAUUGGAAAGAAAUAUGGGAGGAGCCCUGUGCAGGUUGUUCUAGCUUGGGCUGUGAACAGUGGACGCUCGGCGAUUCCCAAGAGUGUCAUUGACUGGCAGAUCCAGCAGAACUUGGAGGCCGACUUCGAGAUGGAAGCUGAAGACAUGGAGAAAAUUGCUGAGUUGGACAUCAAGGCAAGAUUCAACGAUCCCAGCCUAGACUAUCAAUGGAGAUUGUAUAGUGAUCUGGAGGGAACGCAAGGCGCUGUUGAGGGCAAGACUCAUUAAUUUGUAUAAAAACCAAUAGAUUUCUAUAAUCAAUAGACGGCUUUAGUAUUCUAU